GUUUAUAUUAAAACAUGUAUUCACAUUUACUGGAAUUGAUGAAACUAUACGCUGAGAUUCUGUAAAUUGUGUAAUAUCUAUUGAGCCGACAGAAUCAGCUGCAGAUAGAAAAAUGAACUACUCGGAUUACGAUUCAGAUGAUUAUUCUUCAAAUGAAGAUGAGGACUAUGUUCCUUCCGAUGACAAUCUGAGCGAAGAUGACUUGAACGAGUGCGAAAAGGAAGAGGGGUUUGACGCAGAAGACAGCGGUAAGCAACAGUCUGUAGAUGUAAAGACAACAAAGAAGAAGAAGAAGCAGAGCGCUAAAGGCAUUGGGGUGAGGAAGAGGAAGAAAGGAGGGCUUAAGCUGGAGACUGAAGAAGAGGAUGGUGGUACGCGGCAAGAGGAGGCCACUCAAGAGAAGCCAGAGGGAGAGGAUGGUGAGGAUGACGAGGGACCCCCUGGUCCUCCGAAGGAAAUGGAGAAGAAGAAGGCGGACGACCUGUGGGCGAGUUUCCUGAGUGACGUCGGUCCCAGGCCCAAACUGUCCACCCCGGCGUCAGAAUCGGCGCCGAGUGGAAAGAGCCCGCAGGCUUCAGACCCGGAUAUAAAGACUGAUACACCCUCACAGCCCCAAGAACUGAAGCCCAAGGCCAAAGAGCCCUCCAAGAUCACAAUAACAAAGGUUUUUGACUUUGCUGGAGAAGAAGUUAGAGUGACCAAGGAGGUGGAGGCGGACUCCAAAGAGGCCAAGAGCUUCCUGAAGAUCCAGGAGAGUGAGACGAUGAAGGAGCCUUCGCCGAGCCAGCCGCUCGACCCCGGACCCAGUGUGAAGAGGCCUGCGGGAGUGGCCGGUAUCCUUGGCCAGAUCGCGGGGAAGAAGCAGAAGAUGAGCACGCUGGAGAAGUCUCGGCUCGACUGGGACACCUUCAAGAGCGAGGAGGGUAUCGGAGAUGAACUGGCAACCCACAACCGAGGGAAAGAAGGAUACAUCGAGAGGAAGAACUUUCUGGAAAGGGUGGACCACCGACGGUUUGAGCAGGAGAAGACCGUCCGUCUUAAAAACAUGAAACGGUGACACAAACGCAGAGCCGCGCACGCAUAAGGGAUGGACACUGACGCUUUGUUAAUGUAUGUAAGACGCAUGCACACAGACACUCAUACGGACAGACAGACAGACAGACAGAUUCUGACUCAGACGGAUACACUGAAGUAUACGGACACACACUAAUCCAAACGCAUGCACGCACACACACAGAUUCACACCGACAGACAAAUACAAGCACUAAUACACACACACACACACACACA
Messenger RNA from Anguilla anguilla (European eel), 1290 nucleotides. It is a transcript of the gene cfdp1, whose product is annotated as craniofacial development protein 1. Bases 113 to 1057 code for a protein of 314 amino acids. The transcript has 8 exons. The record is from RefSeq and is a predicted model, not a curated record. Lineage: Eukaryota; Metazoa; Chordata; Actinopteri; Anguilliformes; Anguillidae.